AUGGCGGGCUGUGAGCGCGCGACGGGUCGAGCGGCGCGGCGGUCGCCCCGGCCUGCGGCCGCGUCUGCGGCGCGGCUCUACUUGCUGCUGGCGCUGCUGGUGGGCGGGGCGACGGCGGCAGCGGGCGGCAGGCGGCGCGAGGACAAGACCAAGUGCCCGCAGGUCAAGGCCAUCCACAACUUCGACGUGCACGAGCUGCUGGGGCGGUGGUUCGUGGUGCAGUACUACGCCAGCUCGGAGGAGGCGCUGGCGUACCGCUGCAUGCGCGCCGAGCUGUCCAUGCCGGCCGAGCGCCUCGAGGUGUCCAUGAACUUCACGUACGCCUUCAGCGAUGACCCGGCGGCCGAGGCGCUGUGCGGCAACAUCACGUGGGCGGUGCCCGACGCCGCGCUGCCCUCGCACUGGGUGCACGCCGAGGACACCUAUACUCUUGUGGUAUACCAUGAUUCAUAA
Gryllus bimaculatus (two-spotted cricket) is the source of this 453-nucleotide messenger RNA. Lineage: Eukaryota; Metazoa; Arthropoda; Insecta; Orthoptera; Gryllidae. The record is from the annotation of a GenBank genome assembly.